Molecule: messenger RNA, 3405 nt
Organism: Pungitius pungitius (ninespine stickleback)
Lineage: Eukaryota; Metazoa; Chordata; Actinopteri; Perciformes; Gasterosteidae
Gene: dnajc10
Product: DnaJ (Hsp40) homolog, subfamily C, member 10
Exons: 25
Coding region: 423-2777 (784 amino acids)
Biological process (GO): IRE1-mediated unfolded protein response
Cellular component (GO): endoplasmic reticulum lumen
Molecular function (GO): protein-disulfide reductase activity; oxidoreductase activity, acting on a sulfur group of donors, disulfide as acceptor; misfolded protein binding
Source: RefSeq, a predicted model, not a curated record
AGAAAAUUGAUGCCGGUUUUCAAACCGGACGCUGAUGCGGAUCUUCAGCGCUGAAGGCUUUUUAAAAGUUGAGACGCCUCUAAAGCAACGCAGCUGCUGUUUGAACCAGAUCGAAGCUUUUACAAACGACCAGCCACAUAUUAAGAUCAGCCAACGCUUCGCCAACUCGCUGCAGACACCUCAACGUCUGGCUGCUGAAGCUCAUAAGCUAACGUUAAUCAGCUAGCAAGUUAGAAUAGUUGCAAGUGUUGAGGACGCACAGCUAGCUAGCGUAGCAGAUCUUUUUCUCAUAAAAGGUUUUCUGCCGACUCGAGACAAAAAUCUGAACAUUUUAAUUUGAACCUCCGGACGUCUCUCUUCAACUCUGCCUUUUGUCUGCUCGCGCCCUGCCGGGGACUGUGGUGGCACUGAGGGCACUGGUGAUGGGGCGGAGGCUUGUCCUCGGGGGCCUGCUCCUCGUCGCCCUGUCGGCGGCGGUCCGGGCCGAAAGCGAAGACUACUACAGUCUGCUGAAAGUCAACCGGGAGGCCACGACCAGAGAGAUCCGACAGGCCUUCAAGAAGCUGGCGCUCACCAUGCACCCCGACAAAAACCCGGGCGACGCCACGGCCCACGACAGGUUUGUGCAGGUGAAUCGAGCCUACGAGGUCCUGAAGGACGAGGACCUCCGGAAGAAAUACGAUAAAUACGGGGAAAAGGGAUUGGACGAGCAGCAGCAGCAGGGAGGACGCUACGAGAGCUGGAACUUCUACCGAUAUGACUUUGGUAUCUACGAUGAUGAUCUGGAGAUCAUCACUUUGGACAGCGGAGACUUCGAGUCUGCAGUGAACUCUGGAGAAAUCUGGUUCAUUAACUUCUAUUUCCCACGAUGUUCUCACUGUCACGAGCUGGCUCCAACGUGGAGGGAGUUUGCCAAAGAGAUGGAUGGAGUCAUCCGCAUCGGGGCGGUGAACUGCGGAGACAACAACCACCUCUGCCGGAGCAAAGGCAUCAACAGCUACCCGAGUCUGUUCAUAUUCAGAGCGGGACAGCGACCGGAGAAGUUUACCGAGGAGCGCUCCAAGGACAGCCUGGUGCGCUUCUCCAUGAAGUUCAUCACCACGGCCGUCACCGAGCUCUGGCAAGGGAACGUGUUCAGCGAGAUCGAGAGCGCGUACGCCUCCGGCCUCGGCUGGCUCAUCACCUUCUGCUGCGACACCGGAGAUUGCCUGGAGUCGAGAACGAGGAAGAAGGUGGCCGGGAUGUUGGAGGGUCUGGUUAAGGUGGGAUGGAUGGACUGCACCUCACAGGGAAACCUCUGUGACAGUUUCCAGGUGACCACUGGAGUGACCGCUUUGUUCCCACCUGGAAGUUCUCUGGAUCAACCCGGCAGCAUCCUGUGGCUGCAGACGCUGGAAGGCAGAGAGGUUUACAACCAGGUCAUCAACCACCUGCCGGAUCUGGAACGGCUGACCGGCGACAACUUCAAGGGGAAGCUCGCCCAUCACCGCUGGUUGGUGAGUUUUACGUUUGGGGACGGAAACGCUGCGUCCAACGAGUACAAGAAGCUGCAAGCCUUCCUCCGAAAUGACAACAUCCAGGUUGGCAGAGUCGACUGCUCAGCAGACUCAAAGUUGUGUCAGUCCCUCUACAUCCACACUCCCUGCGUGGCUGUCUUCAAAGGACUUGGGAUCCAUGACUUUGAGAUCCACCACGGGAAAGACGUGCUGUACAACAUCGUGGGCUUUGCGAGGGACAGCGUUCGUGCUCACGUGACGACUCUGAGACCCGACAACUUCCCCUCGGACAGGAAGGAGCCCUGGCUGGUCGACUUCUUCGCUCCGUGGUGCCCCCCGUGUCGCGCCCUGCUGCCCGAGCUGAGAAAGGCUUCGAUCCAGCUGGCCGGACGGAUGAAGUUCGGCACUCUGGACUGCACCAUCCACCACAGCCUCUGCACCACGUAUAACAUUCAGGCUUAUCCCACCACGGUGAUCUUUAACGGCUCCUCCGUUCAUGAGUACGAGGGACAGCACUCUGCCGACGGCAUCCUGGAGUUCAUUCAGGAUCUGGUCGAUCCGUCGGUGGUGGUCCUGGACCCUUCCAGCUUCAGUGAAAAGGUUAAAGGUCGGGCUGAGGGUCAGAUCUGGGCGGUGGAUUUCUACGCUCCGUGGUGUGGACCCUGUCAGGCUCUGAUUCCAGAGUGGAGACGCAUGGCCAGGCUGCUCUCGGGUCAGAUUCUGGUCGGCUCGGUAGACUGUCAGCGGUUCCAGUCGUUCUGUCAGGGUCAGAGCGUGAGGUCGUACCCUGAAAUCCGCCUGUAUCCCGGCAACAGCCGGCAGCCGGAUCGCUACACGAGCUAUAAUGGUUGGCACAGAGACGCCCAUUCACUGAGAUCAUGGGCACUGAGCUCUUUGCCCAAAGCGUCGGUGGACCUGACUCCAGAGUCCUUCAAGUCCCUGGUUCUGUCGGGUCAGGAUCACUGGAUUCUGGAUUUCUACGCCCCUUGGUGUGGACCCUGUCAACACUUUGCCCCAGAGUUCGAGGUCCUGGCUCGGGUCCUCAAAGGGAAGGUCCGAGCGGGGAAGGUGGACUGCCAGGCCCAUCACCAGACCUGCCAGUCGGCUGGAAUCACCGCGUACCCGACCGUCAGGUUCUACCCCUACCUGGGAACCAGACGGUAUGAACACAGCGGUGAACCCGUCAAUAGCCGGGACUCGAAUGUGAUCGCUGACGUGGUCACACAGCGACUACAGCGGCUGUCGCCGCGGUUACAAAACAAACGGAAGGAUGAACUCUGAAGAUCUGAGCGGGCGCCGCGGGAGGGAACAGCAAUCUGAUUGGUCGAGCUCACCGACCAACCCGUCAACACUCCUUGAGAAGUCCAACACGGAGACAGACAGACAGACGCUCUACCCUCUGUGAUCAAUGUACUUCUGCCUUGUUUUUAUUUGUUUUUAUUUUGUCUCCAUUGUUUUGUAUUUACUCUAUGAAGUAAAAUUGUGAGACACUGGAUGAUGAUGAACAUGUUACUGACACGCGCACACACACACACACACACACACACGGAGCCUGACGUGGACACAGUGUUCUAUUUAAUUGUUCAUGUAAGACCUGAAGGACCUUCAGAAUAAAACAGUGUGUUCCAGUUAAAAAUAUUUAAACAUUAAGAGCUUCUCUACUCUGUGUAAUAAAUGAAAGUAUUUCUCAGUAGAGAGUCCAUUGAAAGGGCUGUCACGGUAUCACAUCUUUACGACACGUUACGUUUUCACGACAAAAUUGGAAAUCAUCCAUCAAAUUCCUCUUAAACUUUGUUCAUUGUCGGUUUUGUUUCUUUUUUUUUUGGCAAAUUACUCGCACUCAAUUUGUAACCAUAACUGUAAAAAAAUAAAAUUAUUUAAGAAGGGCUGGAAUAUUUCUAGGAUAUAC